Gavialis gangeticus (Gharial) is the source of this 2673-nucleotide messenger RNA. It is a transcript of the gene SUGCT, whose product is annotated as succinyl-CoA:glutarate-CoA transferase. Gene Ontology annotation, molecular function: catalytic activity. The record is from RefSeq and is a predicted model, not a curated record. NCBI's taxonomy places the organism in Eukaryota, Metazoa, Chordata, Crocodylia, Gavialidae. Bases 1 to 1224 code for a protein of 407 amino acids. The transcript is spliced from 14 exons.
AUGGAGGGUGGUAAUAUCCUGAAGCCACUGGAUGGUGUGAAAAUUCUUGAUCUGACAAGGGUGCUUGCAGGACCCUUUGCAACAAUGAAUUUAGGAGACCUAGGAGCAGAAGUUAUUAAAGUAGAAAAACCAGGAGCUGGUGAUGAUACAAGAGCCUGGGGGCCACCUUUUGUUGGAACAGAAAGCGUUUAUUAUCUCAGUGUAAAUCGGAAUAAAAAGAGCAUAGCUGUCAAUAUGAAGGAUUCAAAGGGGGCAAAGAUUAUCAGAGAGCUUGCAGCUGUCUCUGAUGUUUUUGUGGAAAACUACAUCCCUGGGAAACUGGCUGAAAUGGGUCUGGGCUACAAGGACAUUAAAAAGGUUGCUCCUCAUAUUGUGUAUUGUUCAAUAACAGGUUAUGGUCAGACUGGUCCGGUGUUUCAGAGAGGAGGCUAUGAUUCUGUUGCAGCUGCUGUUUCUGGUCUCAUGCAUAUCACAGGGCCUGAGGGUGGUGAUCCAGUUAGACCAGGAGUUGCCAUGACGGAUCUUGCUACAGGCCUGUACACAUGUGGUGCAAUCAUGGCUGGUCUGCUUCAUAGAUACAAAACUGGGAAAGGACUGCACAUUGACUGCAACUUAUUGUCAUCUCAGGUUGCAUGUCUUACCCAUAUAGCAGCUAAUUACCUUAAUUGCAAAAUGGAAGCCAAACGCUGGGGCACUGCUCAUGGCAGUAUUGUUCCUUACCAGGCUUUCAAGACUAUGGAUGGCUACCUUGUGGUGGGAGCAGGGAAUGAUCAGCAAUUUGUCACUGUGUGCAAGAUCCUGAAUUUGCCUGAAGUCAGUAAAGAUUCAAGAUAUAAGACGAACAAACUCAGAGUGCAGAAUAGAAAAGAGCUGAUUGAAAUAUUAUCAGCCCGGUUUUCAGCAAGAACAACCACCAAAUGGCUACAACUCUUUGAAGGCAGUGGUGUUCCAUAUGGUCCAAUCAACACUAUGCAGCAAGUAUUCUCGGAUCCUCAGGUGCUGCACAAUGGUCUUAUCAUGGAAAUGGACCACCCAACAGCAGGGAGAAUCGCUGUUCCAGGACCAGCUGUCAGAUACAGCGAGUUCAGUGUGUCAGACCCCAAACCUCCACCUCUUAUUGGACAGCACACGGUAGAGGUACUGAAGGGUGUGCUGGGAUAUGAGGAUGGCACCAUAGAAGAAUUGCUCAACACUGGAGCAGUGGUUCAGCAUGAAGUCAAAUGAAGAACUUCAGUUGUAGUGCUUCGUGCUGAGUCUUCUGUAUUUGCUCCUGUUUGGGAUUCUUUCAACUCCUUCCAGGGAAACUCAGAAGAGGAGGUUUAAUUCAAUUCUUAAUUUUCUUCCGUGUGCGUUUGGAAUGAAUCUAGCAAAGUUGUAUUGAUUAAAGCAAUCUGGUAAAGACUGUGUGAAGGAAAUUUGUGAGGGAGUAAAAGUUGUAAUCACAGAAUCCUACAUGGCUAAUCAUUUCCUAUAUUUUUUUUUCUGGGAAAUAUAAUUCUUAUCAUAAUGAGGAUAAUUGCCUAAAUGUUUGUCCCUAUAAUGACACAAAGUUGGUGAAAAGAAGCAGAUCCUUGAAACAUUUGGACACUGCCAUCUCCAUUUGCACAUAAGCUCCUUCUUAAAAUAUUUGACCACGAAAUCAAAGAACUGAGCAAAUUGACAGCCUCUGUGAUUGAUUUUAAACAGAAUUUCUGAGCUCAUGAGCUCUUUGUGGAGCUUUCAUUUAAACAGUGGAUGAAGUGACCAUUGUAAAACUGCCUUCUAUUCCCAUGCCUAGUUGUGUAAAUAUUUGCUUUACAUUGCCUUGCAUUGCUAUGACAAUCCCAGAGUGUGUAGCACAAAUAAACUUCAACUGUUGCAUUUAUCCUGUUAAGCGAAGAGCCCUGUUCCAAGCCUCGUGGAGAGUUGGAGCAUGAUUGGAAGGUACUGGUCUUCUGCAUUUUUAUUCAGCCCGGCCCUUGAUUGGACGUGGACCCAAACCAAGACCUCAAAUUUGAGCACCACAGGCCAAUGUUUAGAGGAAACUUGGGUCUGGCUCUAUGAGCAGGGACUCAUCCAUAUCUCUUUUAAUGGCCCUUACCCAAAUCCCUUCACCUGACAUCCAUUUUACUAUGAGGAAAAUUCAGAUUUGGAUCUACAUUUUUGGUAGAAGCCCAUUUCUGUGAUUUAAACAGGACCAGAUUCUACUGGCCGUGCUCAAGUUUAAUGACAUCUUACUCUGUGGCUUCUAACAGAGUAAAGUAUUACUCACUUUGAGUAGGGGUGGAAGAAUCUGGUCCAUCAUAAACAGCAAGCAACAGAUUAAAGGCAACCCAGUUAUUCUUCUACACAAACCAAUUUGGCAGUACCUCAGCCUCAAUGUCUAAGCAUAUAAUUUACAUCUAAAGUAAACUCUGCAUGGGAAGGCUCUAACCUUUGUUGUGUGUACCAUUGGAGUGAGGCAGUGCCCUUCUACUCCUACAAGUAAAUAAUGCUAACUCAAACUGACAUUCAACAAAUAAUGUCCAUAUUUCUCCCAAAGUAUCGGAAACAGGCCUGGCAUUAUAACUAGCUUGUCACUGUGUUUCCACUUUAACAAACAACAUCCUCUGUAUUACAUUUGAACUUCACAACUGUGUAUUACCUUCUGGGGAAAAAAUGGUUAUGAUAUAAUGAAACUGAAAUGGAAACACA